UUUCACUCGAAACUGGCAGCAAUUUCUGGAUUCUCCAUCUUGAAAUCCUUGCACUUUCAUUUCAUAUAAACAUAUAGCUGAAAAUUUAGUCCACUCCUACUCAAAGAAAAAAUUGUGAAGCAUGGUUGAUGCAGUUGUGUCAUAUGUGGUACAUAAGCUUGGAGAUUAUAUCAUCCAAGAAGCAGUGUUUUUACGAGAUGUGAGAGAUGAAGUGCAGUUGCUAAAGAAUGAGCUUGAAUGGAUGCAAUGUUUCAUCAAGGAUGCCGAAGAAAAACAAGUUGAAGAUGCUAUGAUUCGCAAGUGGGUUUCUGAUAUCAGAGACAUUGCUUAUGAUACUGAGGAUGUCUUGGAUAAUUUCAUGCUCAAAAUCGAUCACGGAAAGACUCCGAGUCGAGAUCGACCGGCUCUCUUUGCUUUGAUCAGGAAGUAUUCAUGUCUAUUUGAUAUAGGCAAGAUGAAAGAUCUGUAUGGCAUAGGCAAGGAGAUUGAAUCAGUUCAGAAAAGGAUCAUCGAUCUAUCUCGUAAACGGGAAUUGUAUCGCCUUGAGGAUAUUGGUAAUAGGAGGGAAGGAAAGAGCAAUAAUCUUGAGAGGUUGAUAGAUUUAAGAAGAGCCACUUCCUUUGUAGUUGAUGAGAACAUCGUUGGCUUUGAGGAUGAUGCUAAAAUGUUGUUGGGUAAACUUCUUGAGGGUGAGCCACGGCGUUUUGUGGUUUCCAUCUUUGGCAUGGGAGGUCUGGGCAAAACCACUCUGGCUAAAAAACUUUACCACAACAUUGAUGUCUUGAAUAAAUUCAACCUACGAGCUUGGGUGUAUGUCUCUCAAGAUUACCAAACUCAAGAUCUUCUUCGACGAAUUAUAAAGUCUUUUGAGAUCAAAAUUAACGGAGUGGAGUUAGAGAAGAUGAGCGAAGAGGAUUUGGAGAGGUAUCUGUAUAAAUCUUUACAAGGACGCUCAUAUUUGGCGGUGAUUGAUGAUGUAUGGCAGAAAGAAGCAUGGGAGAGUUUGAAAAGAGCCUUUCCGGAUGGCAACAAUGGAAGCAGAGUUAUAAUCACUACUCGCAUCAAAGAAGUAGCUGAGCGUUCGGAUGAGAGAAUUCAUGUUCAUAAACUUCGUUUUCUUAGGCCUGAUGAGUCUUGGAACUUAUUCUGUGAGAAAUCUUUUCGAAAAUCGAAUGCAAACGAAGAAUUAGAAAAGCUGGGAAGAGAAAUGGUUGAAAAAUGCGGCGGUCUGCCACUUGCCAUAAUUGUAUUAGGCGGGCUGUUGUCUACAAAGAAACCACAAGAGUGGCGCUCGGUUCGUGAUCACAUUUGGCAGCAUUUAAGGAAUGAUUCAAUCCACAUACCUUCCUUAUUAACUUUAAGCUUCAAUGAUUUGCCUUAUCAAUUGAAGCUCUGCUUUCUCUAUCUUGGGGUUUUCCCUGAGGAUUUUGAGUUCUUUAUAGAGAAAGCAAUCCGAUUACUGGUAGCAGAAGGUUUCAUAAGAGAAGAUGAUGAUCGUGUAAUGGAAGAGGUGGCAAAAAACAACCUCGAUGAGUUGAUCAAUAGAAGCUUGAUUCAAAUUGAAAACAUAUGUCGAGGGAGGGUUGAAACAUGCCGAAUCCAUGAUCUUUUGCGGGAUCUGGCAAUUCAAAAGGCAAAAGAGCUGAAUUUCUUUCACAUUUACGACGGAAUUCACCAUCCAACUUGCUCUCCAACUCCAACAUCAUCAGCUCGCCGACUAGUUUUUUAUUCUGAAACAAGUUCCUCGUUCCAACAUUGUAAUUCUCUCUCACGUUCCCUCUUGUUGUACGAUCGAGAUCAGGACUCUUUCAGGCAAACAUCAACCGCUAUUUUCACAAGACUCAGGUUGCUUAGAGUUCUUCAUGUCGAGAAUUAUGGAGGCUACAUUAAUUGCCAUAGGUUACCCAAAGAGAUUGGGCAGUUGGUCCACUUAAAAUAUUUAACGGUAAGGAUUUCAUUCAUCAGAAAUCUUCCACCAUCGAUAGUCAACUUACGAAAACUGCAAACUCUGGACUUAUACUCUCGCAGAUGGCUCCUCAAGCUUCCCAUUGGAAUUGGCAAAUUGCAGGAGUUGAGGCAUUUAAUCGGAACAUUUGAAGGGCCUUUGCCGAUAGACAAUUUGACAAACCUUCAGACUCUGAAGUUCGUAAGCUAUGAAAGUUGGAGUAAAGUUCAUCCUGAUAAGCUGGUUAAUCUUCGCGAGCUGCACAUCAAUCAUUUCCACACACAAGAACAAGAACAAGAACCAUUCAUAUUCGACUCUAUUGCCAAGCUGAAAAACAUUAGAAUUUUAUCGGUAGAACUGUCCGGCGUUCAUUCUUUUAGUUCACUGCAACCACUUUCUCACUGUCCACGGCUCCAGGAUUUGACAUUGGGUGGGAAGAUAGAGGAACUACCAGCAGACAUGCACACAAUGUUGCCGAAUCUCGAAUGCUUAUCGUUAAGUAAUUCGAAUCUUCAGGAUGAUCCGAUGCCAAAGUUAGAGAAGUUACCGAACCUAGUAAGUCUGGAAUUGCGGUUUCAUUCUUACCAUGGAAAGAAAAUGAUAUGCAGGGAAAAGGGUUUUUCUCAGCUUGAAAGUUUAGAAAUUCUUGACCUGUACGAGUGGGAGGAAUGGCAAGUUGAGAAAGGAGCUAUGCCUAUGCUUAAAAAUCUGGAGAUCAACCCAAAGAACUCCGAGCUGAGAAUUCCAGAAAGAUUGAUAUCAAUCCCUGCCCCUACCAGGAGAUAUUCGACUGCACGCACUCGUUUCUAAUUAAAAAUUUAGUAACUGGAAUGCUUUGUCUUAGUGUGUUUUUCCAUUUGAACUAUACUAUACAUUAACU
Messenger RNA from Pistacia vera, 2825 nucleotides. Its product is annotated as putative disease resistance RPP13-like protein 3. The coding region runs from base 122 to 2755 and encodes 877 amino acids. Gene Ontology annotation, molecular function: ADP binding. Lineage: Eukaryota; Viridiplantae; Streptophyta; Magnoliopsida; Sapindales; Anacardiaceae. The record is from RefSeq and is a predicted model, not a curated record. Gene Ontology annotation, biological process: defense response to other organism. The transcript has a single exon.